Messenger RNA from Trichoderma harzianum CBS 226.95, 1419 nucleotides. RefSeq lists its product as hypothetical. The record is from RefSeq and is a predicted model, not a curated record. Bases 1 to 1419 code for a protein of 472 amino acids. NCBI's taxonomy places the organism in Eukaryota, Fungi, Ascomycota, Sordariomycetes, Hypocreales, Hypocreaceae. The transcript is spliced from 2 exons. Gene Ontology annotation, molecular function: DNA binding. Gene Ontology annotation, biological process: regulation of DNA-templated transcription.
AUGGAAAAUGCACCAGGAACCAAUUCAACUCGGCCAAUCACCAGACAUUCAUGGGGCUCUAUACAGUUACUAAAGCAAUGGUACACUUCCAAUUCUACUUGGCCGUACCCAAGCGCAGCGGAAAAAGAGGAGCUCGGCCGUCAAAGCGGCUUGAGCGUUCGACAAGUAUCACAAUGGUUUGUGAAUACGAGACGAAGAGAUGCUGAACGGCAGUCCAGCGAAUCAUCUGACACCAACAUCAAUCCUGUAUCUUUAUCGCUGCCUGGGUCUUUCGAUGCGACACAAGAACAAGCGGACAAUGUCGAGGCAACCAAUCGCCUACGCCACUCCUCUUCAUCGGGCGCCAUCCCCCAGCUUAUAGGUCAAGACGCUUUGAUCGGGAUUGACUCUCAAGAUGAAGCGCUUCCUUCUUACCUUCGCGACUCCGAUGACGGAAGUGAUCGUCGUCGCAAUUCACGUCCGGGUUGGCGCCAUAAAUCCACGAAGGGAUCAACAGAAGAUGGGAAUCCGCGAAUAUAUCAGUGUACAUUCUGUACAGACACUUUCAAAUCAAGAUAUGACUGGACGAGGCACGAAGCGACACUCCAUCUAGCUCUUGAGCGGUGGAGUUGCCUGCCCGCUGGACCCAAGAGAUGGGAUCUUGGAGCUGCGGCUCCAAAGUGCUCUCUGUGUGACUCAUCUGACACAACCGACGCCCAUCUCGAGUCUCAUCACAUUUCCGACUGCAUCAUGAAACCUCAGGCGCUCAGAACUUUCCAUAGAAAAGACCACCUGCUCCAACAUUUGCGCCUUGCACACGGCAUUGACAAAAUGAUACCGUCGAUGCAUUCCUGGAAGUCCAAAAUCUCCGAAGUGAAAUCCCGAUGCGGUUUUUGCGGGGAGACAUUUUCUCUCUGGUCCGACCGCAACGACCAUCUAGUGGAUCAUUUUAGAAGAGGCAAAUCCAUGAAAGAUUGGAAAGGAGAUCGAGGGCUCGAGCCUUCGGUCGCGAUGCUGGUACAGAGCGCAAUGCCUCCCUACCUUAUAGGUGCCGAGUCGUUGGACUUGGAGCCCUUUAGUGCCUCAAAGGGCGUUUUGAAGAAAACUCUUUCAUCGCCAGAGAAGCAGAAUCCUCCGAAUGUGUUUGAAGUACUUACAGCCCGUCUUGGCGAUUUUGUUGUUUCGGCGCGCGCAAAUGGCGAUAUCAUCAAUUGCGAUAUACUUCGCCGCCAGGCUCGGAUUAUUUUAUUCGGCGAUGAUGAUCCGCUGAAUCAAACUCCCGCAGACAACGACCAAUGGCUGACAUUGUUUAAAAUUGGCCAUGGAUUGGCAUCGGCGCCUAGCCAGCAAGACUUCGCAGUCGGCUUCAAAUCCCAUGACAACAACAACAACAACAACAUCAGUGAUCUCGAACACAAACAAUUCCGCACUUCCGCGUGA